UAUCCCUGUGCCAUAACAGUGUUUGGUGUACGGGUGGUACGCACGGGGACGACACGUAUAUGGUGUUUGGACAGCCGUUUACAAACUCGGCGUUUAAUGAUGAGGACAGAUAUUUGAGCGCAUAUUUUAUGUACCUCUGGUCAUCAUUCGCUAAAUUUGGUUCGGUAGGAAUAAGUACGGUGAAUAACCAGGCUUGGUUGCCCUACCAGCUCAAUAAUGGUGGUGUGAGUAUAAAUUGGAUGGAACUAAACCCAGAUCCUAAGAAACUUGGUCAUAUAACUGUUGAUGGCUAUCAGGGUAAUAAUGGCUUCACUCCGGCUGUUGUGCAGAAUUGCAAGAAUUUUUGGCAACCAAUACUGAAAUCCAUGUUUUAAACAUAAAAAAUACUCUUUAAAAACAAUA
This is a messenger RNA of Oppiella nova, 402 nucleotides long. The record is from the annotation of a GenBank genome assembly. NCBI's taxonomy places the organism in Eukaryota, Metazoa, Arthropoda, Arachnida, Sarcoptiformes, Oppiidae.